AUGAAUAUUAAAGGAGCUUCUGGUAAGGAUUCAGAAGGAAAUGAGGAACAUGUUAUUGGAAACUGGGAAAAAGGCAAACCUUACCAUAAAGUGGCAGAAAACUUAGCUGAGUUGUGUGGGAAGCAGAAUUUGAGAUCCUCCAAGACCAGCAGGACAUUUGUUUACUCAAUGCUCACUAGAGGGAGGCCUUUUCCAGUUGUAUUCCUUUUCAGAGGCUUUGCCUUCUGCAUGGGAAACGGAUUCCUCCAAGGCUACUAUCUGGUUUACUGUGAUGAAUACCCUGCUGAGUGGUAUAGAGACAUACAGUUUAGCCUGGGUGUCUUAUUUAUUUUGUUAAUGGGAAUCAACAUUCAUAGUGAUGUAAUACCCCAGCUCAGGAAGCCUGGAGAAAUCAUCUAUAGGAUUCCAGAAGGUGGCUUGUUCAUGUACAUUUCUGGAGCCAAUUUCCUUGGUGAGAUUGCUGAAUGGAUCGGCUAUGCCCUGGCCACUUGGUCCCUCCCAGCACUUGCGUGUGCAUUUUUCUCACUUUCUUUCCGUGGGCUACGAGCUUUUCACCACCAUAGGUUCUACCUCAAGAUGUUUGAGGACCACCCCAUGUCUCGGAAAGCCCUCAUUCCAUUCACCUUUUAA
This is a messenger RNA of Balaenoptera musculus (blue whale), 630 nucleotides long. RefSeq names its product 3-oxo-5-alpha-steroid 4-dehydrogenase 2-like. The record is from RefSeq and is a predicted model, not a curated record. Gene Ontology annotation, molecular function: 3-oxo-5-alpha-steroid 4-dehydrogenase activity. Gene Ontology annotation, biological process: steroid biosynthetic process. Lineage: Eukaryota; Metazoa; Chordata; Mammalia; Artiodactyla; Balaenopteridae.